This is a messenger RNA of Cornus florida, 907 nucleotides long. RefSeq names its product vacuolar iron transporter homolog 4-like. NCBI's taxonomy places the organism in Eukaryota, Viridiplantae, Streptophyta, Magnoliopsida, Cornales, Cornaceae. Gene Ontology annotation, biological process: intracellular manganese ion homeostasis. Bases 56 to 694 code for a protein of 212 amino acids. Gene Ontology annotation, cellular component: membrane. The record is from RefSeq and is a predicted model, not a curated record. The transcript has a single exon. Gene Ontology annotation, molecular function: manganese ion transmembrane transporter activity; iron ion transmembrane transporter activity.
ACCUCUUCAUUUCUCUUACUUUGUUAGCCUUUGGCUUGCUUACUACUAUUUCCUCAUGGCUGCACCAAAUGAUGUCCAAAUUUCAAUUCCUAAAAAUGACAUUGAGGAACAAGGAUUCAAGGAUUUUGACUACUCUCAAAGGGCACAAUGGCUCCGAGCCGCGGUGUUGGGAGCCAAUGAUGGAUUGGUUACCAUUGCUUCAUUGAUGAUAGGCAUUGGAGCUGUUAAUGAAGACGCAAGAGCCAUGGUCCUAACCGGCUUUGCAGGGCUGGUUGCCGGAGCUUGUAGCAUGGCAAUAGGGGAGUUUGUCUCAGUAUACUCUCAGCUGGAGAUUGAGGUGGCUCAAAUGAAGAGAGAGAAGAGAGUGGGAGAGAGAGGAGAGAAGGAAGAGGAGAGAGAGAAGGAACAGCUGCCAAAUCCAAUGCAGGCAGCUAUGGCAUCAGCCCUAGCCUUUUCACUAGGGGCCAUGGUGCCAUUACUUGCAGCUGCAUUUAUAGUAGACCAUAAGGUGAGGCUUGGUGUGGUGGUUGGUGCAGUGAGCUUGGCAUUGGUAGUGUUUGGAUGGGUUGGAGCUGUUUUGGGGGGAACUCAUGUGGUGAGGUCUUGUGCUAGGGUUUUGGUUGGAGGGUGGAUGGCCAUGGCUAUCACUUUUGGACUCACCAAGUUGAUUGGCUCUAGUGGAAUGCAAUUGUGAUUGUCAAUUUUUAAUCCCUUUCUUUUCCUUUCCUCUUUAUGCACCCAAAAAAAAAAAAAAAAAAAAAAAAAAGCAACUUAUGCAACAUGAAUAUGGCAAAUUAUAAUUUAUGAGAAAAUUUUCAUGAUCCACAACAUGAAAAAACCUUUUGUUAUAUACAAGAUUUGUGCAAUUAUGCAAAUCUGUCACAAUCAGUCUUAUUAUAAAUAUUGU